AUUUUAAUUGAUAUUUUUACUCGAUACAAGGAAAUCGAUUACGAGUUCAGUUUGUUUGUGAACGACGUGAUAAGAGAAUCGAUACUUCGUUAGAUCAGUCUGAGAAUUUCACGGAAUACUGAAUAGUAUCAACUGCAACAGAUAUUUAUCUAUAAAAAAUCAAUAUGAAUGAAGAUCUACCAUCAUCUAAUUUUAUUCCACCCCCUCCUUAUUACUUACAUGCACCACCACCACCACCACCACCACCACCACCACCACCACCACUACGACCGCAUAUAAUAGUCAGUUUUGGAAAAAAAUCACAGUUAACGGUAUGUACAUAUUGCGGUGCCAGAAUAUCUACUCGGGUGGAAACUGAAGCAAGCAUCAAGACGCAUUUAAUAGCAUUGUUUCUUUGCUUAAUAGGAGCUUGUUGCUGUGCACCCAUACCUUAUUGCAUAGAUUCUUGUCUAAUAAUAAAGCAUUACUGUCCAUUAUGUAAUUCUUUUCUAGGACAAGUAGACAAUUUACCUAACAUAUGAUUGAGAAUAAUUAGUCCAUCGAUAUAAUUUUAUGUACAAAAGAUAAUGAACUUUUUUAUGUAUUAAUAUUUAAUGUAUAAAAUCAAAAAUGAUUAAAGAUAAAAAUUUGUUAUAUCGAUAAAGAAUGAAUAAUU
Vespula vulgaris is the source of this 655-nucleotide messenger RNA. RefSeq names its product lipopolysaccharide-induced tumor necrosis factor-alpha factor homolog. Gene Ontology annotation, molecular function: zinc ion binding. NCBI's taxonomy places the organism in Eukaryota, Metazoa, Arthropoda, Insecta, Hymenoptera, Vespidae. The record is from RefSeq and is a predicted model, not a curated record. The transcript has 4 exons. Bases 165 to 521 code for a protein of 118 amino acids.